AUGAAGAAAUUCCAGACAGAAGUAGAUCCCAUGCUGCAGUAUGCGCUGGAGCAGCCUGACGAGAACAUCAGCGACAGUGACAGCGGGAUAGAGUUUUUGGGGAACACUGAAUCUAUGCAAGGAAGCACUGUGCUCGCUGAAAGCACAGCAAACCAGAUAUACGACUUAACCACAGAAAAUACAAUGGAAAGCGAGCCGGCAAAGUCUGUAAAUGUCUCUAGAGUUUUGGGAAAAGAGCAUGCAGGAGAACGCGCAGCCUUUCUAAGCUCUAACAGCACAGAGCACGCGGCUAAGCCCAGCCCAGAGGGGCGGGAGUGGAUGCGGUAUGCACAGCUGGAUGAAAAAGAGAGAAUAAAUGAUCUAAGCCACUCCAUAUGCGAGGCCAUGGAAAGAAGCAUGCGCGAGGUGUAUGUGCUCCUGGAAAAAAGAAAUAUGCUGAUAUCUUCCGUUCUAAAGAAAGCACGCUCUCAGGGAGAUGGGUAUAUUUGCAUGAGCUCAAGAAGAACAGAAGAGCUGGAAAGGCCUGUGCAGAAGACUGUAUAUCCAAAUACCGGGUCUGCUGUAAAUGCCUCUACCUAUCCAGCUCGGGACUGGCCCUAUGAAGAAAUGCAAAAACUGGACCCCGUGCAAGACCUUUCUUGCAUUGCUGAAAUAGAUGUGCAGGAAGCAAAGGGCCCAAAACAGGAGCCAUAUGACGUUAUGCGUAUAAAAGAGUCUUUUUCAAACAACAACGUGAACUCUUCUUCUGAGAUGCACAGCGUGUCUAGAAUUCCCAUGGAGAGCCUGCAGAAGAACAUAAGCCCCCCAAGUGUAAAAAGUGCAGAUAGCACUGCCUUCUCGAGCCAGACAUGUGAAAAUCAAGGUACUGGUGGGGGCGUGCUUACAUUUCAAAAGAUGCAGGCAUACGCAUGUCUCAGAAAGGUUUUCAAGCUGCACGAUUUCCGGCACAACCAGCUGAAUAUCGUAAGCUCUGUGCUCAGCGGCCAUGAUGUGUUUGUGCUGAUGCCUACGGGAGGCGGCAAGUCCUUGACUUUCCAGCUGCCUGCAGUUAUUUCAGCUGGCGUAACGGUUGUUAUAAGCCCGCUUCUUGCGCUUAUCCAGGACCAGAUAAAAAACCUUCUCUUGCGCGGAAUCCCUGCAGUGGCCAUCAACUCUUCUCUCACAAAAACAGAGCGCGAUACUGCGUACAACAUGCUUCUCCUCCACGGGAUUGAAAAAGAUAGGGAGCUUCCUCCAGAACAACGCAUGCCAGUUGUGAAGAUUGUGUACGCCACGCCCGAGCUUCUUGUGGAAAGCAGAACGUUUAACCGGUCGCUAGAAAGCCUUCUGGCGCAUGGGCGGCUAGCAAGAUUUGUCAUAGACGAGGCGCACUGUGUAUCUCAGUGGGGGCACGACUUUAGGCCAGACUACACCCAGCUGUUUCUUUUGAGACAGCGGUACCCGACAGUGCCGAUCACCGCGCUCACAGCAACAGCAACCCAGGCCGUGCAGAAGGACGUAGCUGAAGCUCUGCGCCUGCGCAACUGCAAAGUGUUUUCACAAAGCUUCAAUCGGCCCAACCUGAAAUACAAAGUGCUUCCAAAGGUAAAGAACCCAAUACCCGCGAUAGUAAGCUUUAUAGAAACGUACUACCCAGAGGACUCUGGCAUUAUAUACUGUCUUUCCAAGAGAGACUGCGAGUGGCUGGCUGAGGUGCUGCAGAAAGAGCACGGAAUAGCAGCAGGAUACUACCACGCAGGGCUUUCAACAAAAGAAAGGACAGAGCGGGCCCGGGACUGGGACUUAUCGCGCAUUCGCGUGAUUGUUGCAACGAUAGCGUUUGGGAUGGGGAUAGACAAAAAAGACGUGAGGUAUGUCAUACACUACUCGCUGCCCAAGUCUCUCGAAGGGUACUAUCAGGAAACAGGGCGUGCAGGAAGAGACCAAAUGGACUCAGAGUGUGUGCUGUACUAUGCGUAUGGAGACAAAAAGAAAAUAGACUUUAUGAUAGACAAAAACACAGGCUCUUCGCCGGAGGCCAAGGCGCGGCAGCGCAGACAUCUUCAGGAAGUAAUAUCCUACUGCGAGAAUAAGGCAGAGUGCAGGAGAUACCUCCUUUUGCACUACUUUGGGGAAACCUUUAAAAAGUGCUGCGGCGAUGGAUGCGAUAACUGCCAGCGGGAAGGGACUUUGCAGCAGAUAGACUGCAUAGAAGAGGCGCUGCAGAUAAUAGAGCUGGUGGGCAGGGCCAAGCUUGUGACAGAGGGACAGCUUGUAACAGAAAUGCGGUCGCACUCUCGAAAAACAAAAGACAUACUGUCUCGAACUGUUCGUUGGCUGGUGGGGCGCGGGUAUCUGGAAACAAAGCUUGUGAUGGGUGCUCGCGGGUUCUCAUGGAGCUAUAUCAAGCCAGGGAAAGGAAUACCCACUGAGGCGUACAUUAGCAUGCACUCGGAGGAGACCCGCUCUAAGACUCGCCCUAAAGCCCCCAAGAGCGCUCCUGUCUUGUCAAAGUACCACUAUCCAGUGGAAGAGAUGGAUGACCUUGACAUAUAG
Nematocida minor is the source of this 2535-nucleotide messenger RNA. RefSeq names its product bloom syndrome protein. Gene Ontology annotation, biological process: double-strand break repair via homologous recombination. Gene Ontology annotation, molecular function: 3'-5' DNA helicase activity; four-way junction helicase activity; nucleic acid binding. The coding region runs from base 1 to 2535 and encodes 844 amino acids. The transcript has a single exon. NCBI's taxonomy places the organism in Eukaryota, Fungi, Microsporidia. Gene Ontology annotation, cellular component: chromosome; cytoplasm; nucleus. The record is from RefSeq and is a predicted model, not a curated record.